AUGUCUUACAACAAAGCCGACAAGGAUAUUGGCGAGGCUCCCAAAGCCCACAAGAUCCGCAUCACCCUCACCUCCCGCAAGGUUAAUGUCCUCGAGAAGGUGUGCACCGAGAUCCUCGAGCGCGCCAAGAGCAAGGACCUGCGUGUCAAGGGCCCCGUCCGUCUGCCAACCCAGACUUUGAAGAUCACCACCCGUAAGACUCCUUGCGGUGAGGGUUCCAAGACGUGGGAUUCUUAUGAGAUGCGCAUCCACAAGCGUCUUAUUGAUCUGCAUGCUCCUACUGAGGUUGUGAAGCAGAUUAUUGUCAAUAUUGAUGCUGGUGUUGAGGUCGAGGUUACCAUUGCUGCUUAA
Molecule: messenger RNA, 351 nt
Organism: Pochonia chlamydosporia 170
Lineage: Eukaryota; Fungi; Ascomycota; Sordariomycetes; Hypocreales; Clavicipitaceae
Product: 40S ribosomal protein S20
Exons: 3
Coding region: 1-351 (116 amino acids)
Biological process (GO): translation
Cellular component (GO): cytosolic small ribosomal subunit; ribosome
Molecular function (GO): structural constituent of ribosome; RNA binding
Source: RefSeq, a predicted model, not a curated record